Andrographis paniculata is the source of this 3455-nucleotide messenger RNA. Its product is annotated as putative late blight resistance protein homolog R1B-14. The transcript has 4 exons. NCBI's taxonomy places the organism in Eukaryota, Viridiplantae, Streptophyta, Magnoliopsida, Lamiales, Acanthaceae. Gene Ontology annotation, molecular function: ADP binding. Bases 198 to 3455 code for a protein of 1085 amino acids. Gene Ontology annotation, biological process: defense response to other organism. The record is from RefSeq and is a predicted model, not a curated record.
UAUGAUUCACGAAUUUUAAUUAACAAUUGACAAGUGGAUGAAGUCAAUGAUCACUGUAUUAUAUGAUUAUAUCACUCCCGAUCGAUGAUUAAUAUAAUCUCCCCACACUACUACCUUCACCUUCACCUUCACCUUGACUCAGAUCAGAUCUGAACAAUUUCUGUUGCAGAAAAAAUUUCCAGAGCUUUUAAUCAGACAUGGCUGUUGCUGCUUAUGCAUCCUUGGUUUCUCUCACUCAUGUCCUCGACAAUCUCCACUACCGCGCCCGAUUUAAUAUCCCUCGUGCUGACAUCAACCAAGUUGAAGCUCUCCAGAAAAAUGUCAAUUCCUUGCUGGAAUUUGUUGAGCUUCAUUCCCAAAGGAAGAUCCCUGAGCUUCGAGGUUUGUGGAGGAAAAUGGCCGAGGCUGCAACCGAAGCAGAAGAUUUCUGCGAAGAAAUGGAGACACUGAUCCAAAACUUUUGUUCCAUUGAAGAAGAGUUUCCGGUGAUUGAAGAAGACGGCGGGGAGGAUGCUCCAGCUCAAAAGCAAUCCAAUUAUGCUUCUGUUGCUGCUGGUGGUUCGCCUGCAGCUACUUCAUAUGUCAGCAAUGUUGUGGUUGGACUGGAUGAGCAUGUGAACACGAUCAGGGACAAGCUCGUCAGAGGUAGAUCUAAGCUCGAAAUCCUCCCAAUUGUCGGCAUGGGAGGAAUUGGUAAGACCACUCUCGCUAAAAGUCUCUAUGAUGAUUCAUUUGUUGUCGACCACUUUGAUUUGCGCAUCUGGCUUACUAUAUCUCAAGAAUAUAGCGCUGAACAAAUCCUUAAAGUUGGUCUUGAAGGAAAGGCAAGAGAAUACGAAAGUUUAGAUGAGGUGGGAACUAGAUUCUACCAAAAAUUAUUCGGUAGAAGGUAUUUGAUUGUUAUGGACGACAUGUGGUCAACUGGAGCUUGGGAUGAGUUACGGAGGUAUUUUCCAGACAAUAAGGACGGAAGCCGUAUUUUGUUGACGACUAGACUCUCAAAUAUGGUGGUUUCUUUGGGUUGUCAUGAUCUCUAUCGAUUAGCAUUUUUAGAUGAGAAUGAAAGUUGGAGUUUAUUUUGUCAAAAUGCUUUUUCUCAAAAUGGUUGUCCAUACGGUCAUUUAGAUAAUUUUGCAAAGGACAUUGCAAAAAGUUGUAGAGGGCUUCCUUUGGAAAUUGUUGUUGUUGGUCGAUUUCUUGCGAAUUCUGAUAUGACCGUAAAAUAUUGGGAGAAUAUUGUUAAUAAUAUUAGCUCACUCGCUAAUUUGGAAGAUGAUGAGCAUUGUAAGAAAGUACUAUCUUUAAGUUACGAGAGUUUAUCCAUUCAUCUCAAACCAUGUUUUUUGUAUUUGAGAGUUUUUCCUGAAGAUAGUAUAAUUGUAGUCUCAGAGCUAAUUGAGUCUUGGAUAUCCGAAGGAUUCAUUAAGUCAACGCGUGAUAGAACUUUAGAAGAUAUUGCAAAGGAGUAUGUAAAAAGCCUCAUUGAUAGGAAUCUAAUAUUUGAUCGGGAUGAAUAUACAUGCGGCAUUCAUGAUCUUUUACGGGAUCUUUGUUUGAAAGAGUCUGCGGAUGAAUGUUUUCUCCAAUUUCCUAGAAGGCAAGAGGUUAUUGGAAGGUUCAGAGACACUGUGCAGUGUAAUCUUUGUCUAGAAAGUCUCGAGGAAAAAGAAGGAAUGCAUAUAGUGCAACCAUGUCAUAUAUUUGGAUUAUCGUCACAAGUUAAUCCUCUUGUAUGCGAUGCUUGUACUAUGGUGUAUUCCCAUAUUAAGAGACAUAAUUUGGUGGAGAUUGUGAAUUACGAUGGUGGUUUUGACUUGAAACAUUUUCUGCCAAUAGAAUUGCGUCGUAUUUAUAUAGGGCUGGCGCGAUCAUUUUCUCAUUCAACAGUAAAGUUACUUUGGAAUCUUCAAAGUUUAAUGAUUUCAUACUCAUCAGUUAAAGAGUUACCUCCAGAGAUAUGGGAGAUGCCACAACUAAGAGAGAUUCGAUGUGAAUACGUUCAUCUACCAGAUCCUAUAGCCAGUGAUAUUGAGGAGAAAAAUUUUAUUAUCCUCAAGGACCUUCACACCUUAGAUGGAAUCCAUAAUUUCAAUUGUUCCAAUCAAGUCAUUGAUCGGAUUCCAUAUUUGAAGAAAUUGAGCGUUAAUUAUGAAGAUGGAUCUGAGGGGGAUGUGAAACAGCUGAACUAUUAUUCUCUAUGUAAUCUUGAGCACCUACAAAAACUUGAAUCUCUAUCUAUAUCAGGUUGCUUGGAGAAGAUGACCUUCCCUGAUUCCCUCAAGGAAUUGCGUUUGAUCGAUUGCAUGGGAAUAGCAUGGAAAGAUAUGUCAGUUGUUGGUUUGCUGCCGAGUCUUGAAACACUUGAGAUAUCUGGUGGCAUGCAGGGGUCAGAGUGGGAGCCUGUUCAAAGGGGAUUUCGUCGACUGAAAGUAUUGGUGAUUGGCUGUUAUAAUUUAGUGUGCUGGAGAGCAGAAUCGAUGCACUUCCCUAUUCUUGAGAGGCUUCAACUUAAUCGAUUAUGUUUGUUGGAGGAGAUUCCUUCGGGCAUUGGAGAUAUACUAACAUUGAAAUCAAUUGAUGUGGACAGUUGCAGUGAGUCUGUCGUUGAUUCGGCAAAGGAAUUAUGGUUGGAGCAACAUGAGUUCGAAAAUGAGAUUGGAAUUAAUGUUUAUGAUAAAGAACAAAGGGUCAGAUAUAAGAUUGAUACUUUCACUGCAAGAAUGUCAAUGGCUGCUUGUGAAUCCUUGGCUUAUUCAAAACGUCUUCCGGAAAAACUCGCCAUGGUUGCUCAACAUGGCCGCCACUCUUUAAACGGAAAACAAAUUAAAGUUGUGGAGGAAGCCAUCCAUUUUUUCAAGGACUUCUUUGAAGUUUUUCACCCAAGAAAAAGCCAAGAAAUGGAAAGUUUGCUAAGGGAAAUGACCCAGGCUACCCGUAAAGCAGAGGUUGUGGUCCGCCUGCUACGCAUGGAAACUUCGAUGCCUAAACUUGGUAAGAGCGCCCGUGAAGAUGUGGAAAGGCUGUUGGAAAAGAUAGACUUCAUAAGAAAGGCGUUGCCGGUUGCUGAAGAGGAAGGGGAUGAAGAUCUGAGAGAAUAUCAAAUUGGUUCUGUCACGGCAACAAUGACGGAGGCUGCUAGUUUAAUCUGGUCUGAUUUAGCAUGCGCAUUGGAGGUCCUCCGGAAGGCUUCUGAGCUCGGCCGUCAUCAUCUAAACACAAAGCUAAUGGAAAAUGUCGACAAAUCCAUCAGUUUCCUGCAAGAUGUUGUUGAAGUUCAUCCUCAAAUCAUACUCCAGCACACCAAAGCUAUUCGUUAUGGGAACAUGUAUUAUCUUGGCAACGCAGCAGAGCAUCUGAAUUCGAAGCAUCUUGGGCGACAAUCUCUGGAAGAUGCAACUGAUGAAGAAAUCUUAUCCUUCUCUGAGGAUGUGGAAAACGUUUUACCCCCAGACUAA